Messenger RNA from Cyclospora cayetanensis, 2370 nucleotides. RefSeq lists its product as uncharacterized. The record is from RefSeq and is a predicted model, not a curated record. The transcript is spliced from 8 exons. Bases 1 to 2370 code for a protein of 789 amino acids. Lineage: Eukaryota; Apicomplexa; Conoidasida; Eucoccidiorida; Eimeriidae.
AUGAGCAGCAUCAGCAUCAUCCCCGACGCUGCUGCGGAAUUCGACUCGCUGAGAAAGGAGCCUGCAGAAGCAAUGCUGAAAAGUCUAUCAGCGCCUGCACCACCAGCAACAGUUGCUGGAACAAGGCAAUCGAGACCCUCUGCACCAAACUCCGAUUCAGAAAAGAAAAUAGAUUUGCCAGCGAUCCGCGCUCAUCCAACCCCCCCAAGAAUCUCAGAGCCGGUAUGUGAAACUUCACAACUCCCCUCAAGCUCCAGGGGAAGAGAGGCAGUUCCAACGACAACGCCAGCGAAGUAUGUAGAACUUUCAGCUGCAGAAACACAGCCAAACGCAGCGUCAGGAUCUAAAAGCGAUGAAGCUGCAGCAGCAGCGAUUCAUGCAGCCGCCGUACCAACAACUCCGGCAGGUGUUGCAGCAACUUCCGCUGCAGUGGCAGCGGCAGAGUCGAAGAGCCAUGAAGCUGCAGUACCUCCCCCAUCAAAAAGUCAUGAAGCUGCAGCGGCAGAGUCGAAGAGCCAUGAAGCUGCAGUACCUCCCCCAUCAAAAAGUCAUGAAGCUGCAGCGGCAGAGUCGAAGAGCCAUGAAGCUACAGUACCUCCCCCAUCAAAAAGUCAUGAAGCUGCAGCGGCAGAAAGCACGUCAGAAACAGCCUCAGCGCCAGCGUCAGGUGCAGCAGCAGUUGCUACAAGAACUAUGUUGCCAGAAGCAUCCACAGCGGAAGAGCUCGAUGCAUCAACACCUUCUGCGAAAGCGCACGUCUCCCCAGUGACACCAGAUGCAGCAGCAGAUGCAGUACCAAAUAUGGAAACUCAGGGGAAGGAGGCCAAUAGUAGCGAGCAGCAGCCGGAGGAGGAAAGGGAGUCGCAGAAACACCUUUCGAUGCAGGAUCCGUUGUCGCUGCAACGCGGCUUCUCGCACUUCAUGAAUCUUCCCAAGCUCCAUGAGAGAAACAAGGGCGAAAGGGGGGCAGACGAUGGCACAAGGCGUCGCAGCGGCAGUGUUGUUGGAGAAGGCGAAGCAGACAGCCGAUACAGGCCUAGUAGCAAUGGAAGCACUGACACAGAGAGAAAGCAGGAAGAGGGAGACGCGACGAAGCGACUUGCUGACGGGCUGGAGGAUGUUGUGGAGUAUAUACAGUCGGACGCUGAAAAAGUUGAACUGGUGAGUGGAGAGGAUGACGCAAGCGAAAUUCCCCAAAGGGAUGGCACUGCAGAUGCUGCGCGAACUGGGGAGAAGGGAGCAGAGACAGCCGCCCCUCUCUUAUCCGCAGAUGCUGCUGCCUCUGCUCGUCCUCCCGAGUAUAGUGGCUUUCUAUGGAAGAAAAGCCCUGUUGCGCUGGUGGGGUGGCAACUUCGUUGGUUUGUUCUAAAAGACAGGCGAUUGCUGUACUACAAGCAGAAGGGAGACGUGCGGCCUCUAGGGCGGCUCGACUUGGAGCUGAUUCGGAUCAAAGUGCAGUGUCUGUGGAACCCUCGCCAGCUGCAUGGAGGGCUUGUCGCAAUGGGGGCGAGUUUCUUGGAGCCGCCAAGCCAUCUCCUUGACUUACUUUGCUGCGGAGGACGUCUAGGGAGCAAGGCUGCCCUCUCUGCUGGGGAAGAGCAGCCUACGAGACUCAGAUUCCGCAUCAAGCCCCUUGGAAGCAAGCGCAUAUUUGAGCUUGCAGUAGGGAACAGCGCGACGCAUGACACAGCUCAUGCCCGGGCAGGAAGCGCACAAAAAACACACAAAAAACACACAAAAAGCACAGGCGCGUGUUGGUAUCGUGUUUCUUUGUGGCGUGCUCAGGGCCAUGUUAACGAGGUGAUUGAGUGGAUUGAUAAUCUGCGCGAAUCUUACAGGGGCAGUCAUAUGAAGGAGUCUAGCGCCGCGGCUCUUGUCGCUGGACAGAAGCUUUUUUGGAAGAUUGAGAGGGUAUCGCCUUCAGUCUUCCAGGAUGUUAGUUCCACCGGAGAUAUCCUCCUUUUCAGGACGCUGAGAUUCAAUGCCAAAAUGCAGAGGCUCAUCACGAGAGGGACCUACGAUCACGUGGGGAUGGUGCUGCGGAAUAGGCGAGGCAGUAUUUAUAUUCUUGAGUGCAUGGGUGAUACUGGCGUUAUUUUGACACCCUGGUCGUCCUUCGUGCGAAAUCAAUGGUUUCGAGUUUACCAGCGGUGCGUCUUUACCAAAAGCUCCUUGGGGAACCACGGCCUGUGCAAUGCCUUUGUCUUGACGGGUGUGAGACAAAGGCUUGUGCGUAGAUGGCCAGUCCUUUUCUUCUCAGCGAGAACCGUGUAUACGAAAUGGUGCAACGCACAGUCCCUGGGGAAUGCCGUGUCUCUCUCUGUCGCUUCAUGCUGCUUUUUUCGAGCUGUGCAAGCACACGUUUUCUGA